This is a messenger RNA of Exaiptasia diaphana, 1771 nucleotides long. RefSeq names its product BTB/POZ domain-containing protein 3. The transcript has a single exon. The record is from RefSeq and is a predicted model, not a curated record. Gene Ontology annotation, molecular function: protein binding. The coding region runs from base 289 to 1617 and encodes 442 amino acids. Gene Ontology annotation, cellular component: cytosol. Gene Ontology annotation, biological process: neurogenesis. Lineage: Eukaryota; Metazoa; Cnidaria; Anthozoa; Actiniaria; Aiptasiidae.
UCUGUAUACAGAAACCAUUCCGUCGAUAUCCGUGCUGUUUUCGAAAAUAGUCGCCAGUUUAAAGAUCAAAGUGUUAUUAAAAUGGAGACCUCUUGAGAAGUAAGCCCUUGUAAACAAAUGGAAAUAUCUUGGAAUGAUAUGAACAACCAUUCGUUUCGCCCGGAGGUUUCUGAUCAAAAAGGGCGGGAAAUGAACGGGAUGCCUGUGUUAACAUCGAUACCAGGCCUCUCUAAAUGUACAAAUGGAACGCCUGUUUGAAUUUAUAUAACCGACAGAACCAAAAGAAGAAUGGAGUUUUCAGACUGGCAAGCACAAUUUUCUGCUCUUAGAGAUCGUAGUAAAUACGUAUUCGACAACUCCCUAUUCUGUGAUGUCGAGUUCUCGGUUCUAGACUAUGAUGGAAACAAAGUCACCAUUCCAUCCAACAAGUACGUGCUGGCUASCACCAGUCYUGUCUUUGSUGCCAUGUUUUACGGUCAUCUAGCCGAGAAUAAACCAACUAUCGACCUACCAGACUGCACCAAGGAAGGACUAAAAGAAAUGCUUCGCUAUGCACAUUGCGAAGAGGCCAACCUUACAGGAAAUAACGUAAUGGAAGUACUUUACCUCGCCAAGAAGUACAUGAUGCCAUUCCUCGUAAAACAAUGCAAAACGUAUCUUGUAAAUGAAGUUGGACCUGAAGAUGUUUUCACUGUUUUGCCGCAAGUCCUGAAGAUGGGAGAUGAAGAUCUUCAAGAACACUUUUGGAGAAUUGUUGAUAAUAAGACUUACAAGUGCAUAUCAUCUGAGCCAUUUCUGGAUAUAUGUCAUGAAAUGUUGUAUGACGUGCUCCAAAGAGAUACCCUUAGAAUCAAUGAAUUGCAACUUUUCCAAGCAGUAGAUAAAUGGACAACCAAGAAGAUCCAAGAAGAAGCUAGAUUAGUUUGUAAUGGUAAAACAAAACGAGCCAUUCUUGGAGUAGAGGUUAUUAGACUAAUUAGAUUUCCACUCAUGACAGCAAAUGAGUUUGCUGAGGUUGUGCUUCCUUGUAACAUUCUUAACUUAAGCGAAGUAACUGAAUUAGUUCAAAUAUUCAGCAAGAAUAGUAAAUCGUCCAACUUGUUUAUUGCAAAGAAAAGGUUCUCUCUGGGUGAAGCUUAUACACCAAGUAUUCGCUUUAAUACAAUCUAUUGUGAUGGAUGGUACUAUGACGGUAGCUCUGAAGAUGUCAUCAAUAUUACAGUGAAUAAAUCAGUGGAUAUGAUUGGUGUCCAGCUGUUUGGAAGCCAAGAAUGUGUCUAUCGUGUUCGAUUAAGAAUCUUCAAAGUCGAUCCAAAUCAAUCAGAAUGUAUUUCUGAUUUAUGUUGUAAAUAUGAGAGUGAAUUGAUAAGCGAUUUAUAUUAUGGGUUUACUGUUGUCCUUGAAAAACCACUAAGACUUCAGCCAAAUGUUAAGUAUAGCCUUUCUGCAGGAAUACAAGGUCCACCAUCAUACUAUGGAGAAUCUGGUAAACAAAGGGUAACAGUUGGUGAUGAUAUUAUUGUAAGAUACAAAAGUGCAAGAUCCAUUCGUACAACAUCAGGACAUGGCCAGUUCCCAACACUUGUUUUGAAGUCAGUUCAUCAGGAUGGGUUGUAACAUAACAUUUACUUAUUUGACUCUGUUAUUUAUAUGCCUGAAAUUUUAAAGCAUGGUAUCCUUUUUCCAAAACAAAUAAAUUCACACAACUGAAAGAAAUAGAGUGGUUUUCAUUAACCCGUGAAACAAAGUGUAAUAGAGCGGAUUUCGUAUG